AUGGCGCCAAACAACGGCCUGAAUCCCGGCGGGAACGUCAAAGUUGUGGUCAGAGUCAGAGCGUUUCUUCCUCGAGAAAUAGAGAGAGGCGCACAAUGCUUAAUCCAGAUGAACCCGCAUACUCAAUCGACAAAGCUGUUAGCACCGCCCUCGACCGACCCUGCAAAUUCACGAGCACAGACCAGAAAAGUGGUGGAUGAAAAGUUGUUCACAUUUGACAAUUCGUUCUGGUCACACAACCCGAGGGAUGCGCACUAUGCCACACAAGAGGAUGUGUACAACUGCUUGGGGGAAGAAUUCUUGGAUCACAACUUUGAGGGAUACCAUACGUGCAUCUUUGCCUAUGGACAGACCGGUUCAGGGAAGAGUUAUACAAUGAUGGGGACGCCCGAACAGUCGGGAUUGAUACCGAGAACAUGUGAAGACUUGUUCCAGCGGAUCGAGGCCAACGAAAGCGCCAACAUCAGUUACAGUGUGAGGGUGUCCUACUUCGAAGUCUACAACGAGCACGUCAGGGACCUAUUUCAACCUCGAACCGACCCGCCUCAGUACCUCAAAAUCCGAGAGUCUCCCACUGAAGGACCUUACGUCAAAGACCUGACAGAAAUCCAGGUGAAGAAUUACGCCGAAAUUCUGAAAUACAUGCGGAUGGGCGACAAUUCGAGAACCGUGGCCUCCACCAAGAUGAAUGACACCUCUUCUCGGUCCCAUGCAGUCUUUACGAUCAUGCUGAAGCAGAUCCACCAUGAUUACCACACAGAUGAGACAACCGAGAGGCUGGCCAGGAUACGGCUAGUUGACCUGGCAGGAUCUGAGCGAGCAAAGGCGACAGAGGCCACCGGCCAGAGAUUGAGGGAGGGUGGAAACAUCAACAAAUCACUGACCACGCUCGGGAGGGUCAUUGCUGCUCUCGCGGACCCCAAGCACUCUCGAAUGCACAGCAAACAGCGAUCGAACCGCGAUAUUGUACCUUAUCGCGACUCGAUCUUGACAUGGCUGUUGAAGGACUCGCUCGGAGGGAACUCCAAGACUGCCAUGAUCGCCUGCAUUGCUCCGUCAGACUAUGACGAAACUCUGUCGACCCUGCGAUAUGCAGAUCAAGCCAAGCACAUCCGCACCAAAGCUAUUGUCAACCAGGAUCAUGUCUCGUCUGGAGAGAAGGACGCUCAGAUCAAUGAAAUGGCAGAAACGAUCCGAGCAUUGAGGUGGACACUCAGCCAACAGCAACAGAACGGUAGUGCCUCUGUCAUGAAGGCUGUGCAGGAAUCUGCCGAUGCCCAAUCCGAGAAGAUCCGGGAAUUCACAACGAAGUACGAGAACAUGCUGCAGAUCAUGGAGGAGAAGCUGGCUAUUUCCGAGUCCAAGGUUCGACAGCUGGAGGAAGAGAAGGAAGCACUGAGUAUCCACUUGAAGCUUGUCCUCGACGAGCUCAAAAACCCGAUCAUCAUCCACAAGGAGGAGAACGAGUCUGUCGGCGAGAGGUCUAGAGUCCCUACGCCUGACAUGAUCUAUGAAGAUGAGACGGCAUCAAGUGAUGAGAUGGAAAGUGAUUCCGAACCUGAUGAAGAGGCCAUGGAAAUGCAAGCCGAGAUGGAAGCCUUGAUUUCUGAUCUGGGUAUGUUCAAAAAGAAGAUCGCCGCCGACCACGAGACGUUCGGAAUUAGCGUCGCGGCAUGA
This is a messenger RNA of Cladophialophora yegresii CBS 114405, 1677 nucleotides long. RefSeq lists its product as uncharacterized. Bases 1 to 1677 code for a protein of 558 amino acids. The record is from RefSeq and is a predicted model, not a curated record. Lineage: Eukaryota; Fungi; Ascomycota; Eurotiomycetes; Chaetothyriales; Herpotrichiellaceae. The transcript has 2 exons. Gene Ontology annotation, biological process: microtubule-based movement; mitotic spindle organization. Gene Ontology annotation, molecular function: microtubule binding; ATP binding; microtubule motor activity.